GAUAAUUUUUGGGGGCCUGAAUUUACAAUAUCGUUAAAGCUUAAGAAAAAAAGCACCGAUAGCUAUGAGUGAAGAAAAAACAAAAACAUCAUCUAAUUCAUUUUCCAUAAUACGCAACGUCAAUCGUUUAUGUGGUGAACUUCGAUGCAAUGUAUUUAAAAGCAUUCAAUAUCACACAAAAAAUUCAAAUAAUAUCAUUCCAAUAUUAAAAACUGCAGUACCGACGGAUCCGUUAGGCAUUGAAACAUCAACUCACGGUGUGAAAGACACUCAACGUAAAAGCCAGUUUUUAAAUACCUAUUGUCUUUCGUCAUCCUCAUAUAUGACCACACUCGUCUCAUUGUCCUUGAAUUCUGCAACGUAUACAAUGUAUGCAAGACAGGCCUAUAUUACCCAGCUUGGCUUACUUUUUUGUGUUCCAUAUACUAUUUCAUGGUUUGUUCUUGCUAAACCAUUGAUUGAAUUGGAAACAACCCUUGGACAAAUGACGCAAAGCGGGCCGUUUACAACGUAUUCAAUGUUGCAUCCUCAAAUUUCUGGGAUAGGUAUUUCUAUGGUACUACUAAGUUUCUUAAUGUCUAUCGUUGACAUGUAUUACGCAGCUGAAGCACUUCGUUAUACUAUAUCAAGUCUCCAUAGACACCUACCUUGGGACGCUGAUGCGGUUUCUAUUAAUUAUUGCGGUAGCAUUAUUGGCAUAAAAAAAUGUAAUACAUCAGAACUCUGCAAAUAUGACACGCCAUCAAGACUUUGUAUUCCUUCUAUGGUGAAACUGGCUUAUGCUUUCUAUUUAAAAUCUGUAUACAGCAAAUCUUUAGAACAAUCAAGUUUUGUAUUUGAUGUAAAACUUUUUCUUUGUUUAUUACUAACCGGCAUCAUUGUCACCAUUAUUGCAUAUCAAGGUUCAGCUCUUUUAACACCACUAGCCACUUUAUGCUCGACAACAAGUUUAGCUCUUCAUACCCUCAUAGCAAUAACUUUUGUAAACCUUGAAUCCAGUUAUGAGCUUACUUUGGGUGAUCUUACAGAUCGUAAAAAAUGGAUUCACUUAUUAACGAAAGGUAGCCCAUGGACAUCUGCUGUACUGGUUGUGCUGGCGUCCACUGACAUUAUUGGGGGUGCUUAUUACGCCUUAGGAAGCUGGACAACACCAAGAACACGGACUAUUCAUGGAAGUAUUAUUUCACUUCUAGUUCAAAUUUACGUUGGUUCCAUAACAUCUAUGGUUUUAUCGGAAUCAAAUUCACUUUUACCGACGUUAAUCUUGCCCAAAAGCAAUUCCAUCAAAAAAAUUUUGUUUUCCCGUUCAUCCACAUUUCCAUUUGUUUUGUUUCCAAUGGCAGUUCUGUAUUUACCGGGACCACCCUUAUUUUCAAUUUUAAUUUUUCUUUUCAUUUGGGUCCAACGUAUUAUAAAAAUCGUAUUUCUUUUCUCUAUUGUGCAAACAUUUCUACAAGAUUCCCAGUUAGCAUCUCAUUUGUCAAAACUAUGGCGGCACUGUACAACAUGUGCAUUAAUACUUCUUUGCACAGCACCUUAUGCCUUAAAUUUUAACUUGAAUAUGUCUGGUAGCGUGAGAAUCGUAUUAUACGACUUUAUUCUUCACAAUCUGGUGACUCCAGUCCUAGGUGUCAUUCAAAUCACAGGGUUAGAAUCGUUUUAUAGAACAAAAUUCAAACAAUCUGCUCUUGGACAAUUUCCAAACGUUCUUCGUCAAGUUGUACUUCUCCUUCACACGUUAUUUCUCUACAAAUGGUCAACAAUGCUACCGCAAAGCUACGGAUUGCCUUCUUUCAAACUGUUUCUAUUAUGUUUAUUGCUCUACAUAAUGUCCCUUGCAAUAUUAUCUAUGAUACCUUACUUGUCUAUUGGCGAAUUACCUAUACGAUUUUACUGGUGGACUUGUGGAGGUAUGAAUGUUGUACGCCAGGAUCUUAAUCGUAACAAUUUUUCGCUUUUUCAUAUAAACAAAAAGUUAACUUUGUGCUGGAGCAUAUUAAUGACUUUAGUGAUACCCUUCCUACUAGUAUUUAUUUUUCUGUACUACAUUACAACAAUAAAACAAUAUACGAACAUCCUGCCCGAAUAUAAGAUAAUGACAUGCAUCAUAGCUAUUUAUUUUGUUGUGUUCCUACCAACUGUCGUGCGAUAUAUCUUUCCUAAGGCUAUGUCUGUGUUUUCUUUAACGAACACUAAAGUCUUUUCCACAAAUACAGUUUUAUGCACUAAAGAGGCACACUACGGUAUGAGACGACGCCCUUUGGACUUGUUUGAAGAGUUUUAUUCUGCUGAUACCAUUAAUCGUAACGCUUAUGAACUACGUUUUCAAAAAAUUACAUCUAGAUAACGAAUGAGUGAUU
Hylaeus volcanicus is the source of this 2360-nucleotide messenger RNA. RefSeq names its product sodium-dependent proline transporter-like. Gene Ontology annotation, biological process: sodium ion transmembrane transport. The transcript has 17 exons. NCBI's taxonomy places the organism in Eukaryota, Metazoa, Arthropoda, Insecta, Hymenoptera, Colletidae. The record is from RefSeq and is a predicted model, not a curated record. The coding region runs from base 65 to 2347 and encodes 760 amino acids. Gene Ontology annotation, cellular component: membrane.